Jatropha curcas is the source of this 1855-nucleotide messenger RNA. Its product is annotated as monooxygenase 2. Gene Ontology annotation, molecular function: FAD binding. Lineage: Eukaryota; Viridiplantae; Streptophyta; Magnoliopsida; Malpighiales; Euphorbiaceae. The record is from RefSeq and is a predicted model, not a curated record.
ACCAGAAUGCCAAAACAUAUUCAUCCACUAGAGUUGAAGGGUACUUCUAGAAAACUGAUCUGGUUGGUUCCAUAUUCCCAAGCUUGCCCAAAGGUGAUAAUUUCUGAAACUUAGAUAUUGGUCUCCACAGAUCAACAUCCUGAAUAAGCUUAUGUAAGUGACAAGUGACACGAGUCAAAUAGGAGCCUUGCCACUCACCUUCCUAAAUGCCGACCAAAACAAAGACGCCCGCCAUGUGUUUGACCUAAUGCUCCAAUCACUUAAAGCAAAAUGUCUAUGGGGGGCAUGUGGCCAAGCGGGAGUCUCAAUGGAAAAAGGAUUAUUAUAAUGAAAUGAGACAGAUUAAAAAUCUUCCAUUCAUCGAGAAAGAGAGAUGGAAAUCAUGGAGGAUGUGGUGAUAGUUGGUGCAGGCAUAGCAGGGCUAGCCACUGCAGUGGCCUUGAAGAGAGUUGGGGUUCGAUCUUUGGUAUUAGAGAGAUCAGAAGGGCUACGAGCCACAGGUGCAGCCUUAACCCUCUUUCCAAAUGCUUGGUUGGCUCUUGAUGCUCUUGGCGUUUCUCAGAAGCUCACUUCCCUUUAUAAUCCUAUCCAAAGAGGAUGUACAACCAACGUGGUUACUGGAGCUGUUUAUAACAACGUCUUGACUGGAAUCAACGGACCGAGAUCAGUCCAUCGCAAAGCUCUAUUAGAGGCUCUAGCAGAAGAAUUGCCUGCUGAUUCAAUUCGGUUUUCUUCUAAUUUCACUGCCAUUGAAGAGCAAGAACAAGGAGGUUCUUCCAUUGUUGUUGUACAUUUGGAAGAUGGAACUACUAUCAAAUCAAAGGUUUUGAUAGGGUGUGAUGGGGUGCACUCAGUCGUAGCAAAUCGGCUAGGACUUUCCGCACCUAUCCACUCAGGUAGAUCAGCAGUGCGUGGAUUGGCUAUUUUCCCACAAGGCCACGGAUUUAAUGAUGAGGCCAAGCAGUUUCUUAAUGCAGGCAAAAGGGCAGGUUUGAUCCCUCUAAAUGAAAAGGAGAUUUACUGGUUCUUAACCGGCCUUGAAGGAGAAAACAUGGUCAGGGAGCCAGAACAAAUACAGAAAGAAAUCAUAAACAAGUAUGCGAAAGAUUUUCCAUCUAUAUAUCUAGACGUGGUGCAACAUUCUGAUCUUUCAACAUUAUCGUGGGCCCCAUUAAUAUUAAGACAGCCAUGGAAUGUGAUAUUUGGAAAUCUAAGCAAAGGAAACAUCACAGUUGCUGGUGAUGCAAUGCACCCAAUGACACCUGAUUUAGGCCAAGGUGGUUGUUCAGCACUAGAAGAUGCUGUCGUUUUAGGCAGGCACAUUGGAGAAUCAUGCAUAAGAAAUAAUGGUAGGCUUGUUUCAAAUGACAUGGCUGGAGCCAUAAAUGGGUAUGUUAGAGAAAGGAGGUGGAGAGUAGCUGGUUUGAUCACUGGCUCAUAUUUAUCUGGAUGGAUUCAACAAGGUGGGUCUCAAUGGUGGAUGAAAUUUUUAAGAGAUGCUGUAUUUCUUAGGUUCUUAUUGCCCAAGGUCUUUAAUCUUGCUCAUUCUUAUGAUUGUGGGACUCUGCCUAAUUUCUCUGCCUCAAUUAACCUGCAAUCUUCGUCUAAUAAAACAGACUAGAUUGUGGUUUGUUUAACGCUGACAGUGAGGUGAGAGCUGCGCCAAAUCGAUGUAAACUUAACUUUGAAUAUUAGAUAUGACCUUAAAAUAACAAGGGAAGGUUGGCAAGUGAGCUGAUGUAUUAUGAUUUGUCAUUACUUGUACUUUACUCUUUAAUAAUUGAACUUAACUUUGUAAUUUUCUGUUUUUUAAUUGAUUUGAAUGGAUAAAUUAUAAGAAAAUUGUUGUGAUCUA